Rangifer tarandus platyrhynchus (Svalbard reindeer) is the source of this 453-nucleotide messenger RNA. NCBI's taxonomy places the organism in Eukaryota, Metazoa, Chordata, Mammalia, Artiodactyla, Cervidae. The record is from the annotation of a GenBank genome assembly.
AUGGGCUGCGGCGGGAGCCGGGCGGAUGCCAUCGAGCCGCGUUACUACGAGAGCUGGACUCGGGAGACGGAGUCCACCUGGCUCACCUACACCGACUCGGACGCGCCGCCCAGCAACGCCGCCCAGGACAGCGGCCCCGAGGCGGGCGGCCUGCACGCGGGUGUGCUGGAAGAUGGCGUGACUUCCAGUGGCGUGACCUCCAACGGCGUGCCCCGAUCGACAGCCCCGAGUGGAAUAUCCAACCCAGAGAAGAAGAUGAGCUGUGGGACCCAGUGCCCGAACCCUCAGAGCCUCAGCUCGGGCCCCCUGGCCCAGAAACAGAACGGCCUCCGGACCGCAGAGGCUAAAAGGGACACUAAGCGGACGUCUGCAAAAGAAGUCACCAUUAAUGUCGCAGAGAGCAUCCGACAGGUGGACAGAGGUCGAAGAAUCACAAAGAACUGCAUCAACUAG